AAAAAAAAAGAAAUCCCCAAAAUCUAGGGUUUUCUUCUUCUUCUUCUUCUCCAAUUUCAAUUUUUUCUUCUACGAAAAUUCUGUUUGAUUCCUGCCGCCUGUCGGGUGUUUCUCAGUCGCUUCUCUUUCACCAAGUUCCUUCCCUUUUACUUUUUCGUUUGUUGAAGCCAAUUUUGUUCUCUGAACUCUGCAAAAUCGUGAUCGGUUAUAAUUCACUCUCAGGGUUUUGAUUUCCUUAAAGAACAAGUGUUAUCUUCUUUGAAGGCGGAUUUCUAGAGAGCUCUCUGCUGUGAAUCUCCUCUGAGAUGCAAUCGAAACCGGGAAGAGAAAACGAAGAGGAAGUGAAUCACCAUGCUGCUCAGCAACCGAUGAUGUAUCCAGAGCCCUGGUGGAAAAACAACUCUUUUGGUGUCUCUCCUCAUGCCAGACCUUCUGGGAUUCCAUCUAAUUCCUCUUCUUUGGAUUGCCCCAACGGUGGUUCUGAGUCAAACGAUGUUCAUUCAGCCUCUGAAGAUGGUGCCUUGAAUGGUGAGAACGAUGCCACUUGGAAGGAUUCCCAAGCUGCUACUUCUUCCCGUUCAGUAGAUAAUCAUGGAAUGGAAGGGAAUGAUCCUGCGCUUUCUAUGCGUAACCUGCAUGACCAGCAACUUGUACAACCACCAGAGCUUGUUGGACACUAUAUUGCUUGUGUCCCAAAUCCAUAUCAGGAUCCAUAUUAUGGGGGAAUGAUGGGAGCAUAUGGUCAUCAGCCAUUGGGAUUCCGUCCAUAUCUUGGAAUGCCUCGGGAGAGAACAGCUCUGCCACUUGACAUGACACAAGAACCCGUCUAUGUGAAUGCGAAACAGUACGAGGGAAUUCUAAGACGUAGAAAAGCACGUGCCAAGGCAGAGCUAGAGAGGAAAGUGAUCAGGGACAGAAAGCCAUAUCUUCAUGAGUCUAGACACAAACAUGCAAUGAGAAGGGCACGAGCUAGUGGAGGCCGGUUUGCGAAGAAAAGCGAGGUAGAAGCAGCAGAAGAUGCAGGAGGAAGAGGAAGAGAAAGGGGUUCAGCAACGAACUCAUCAAGCUCUGAACAAGUUGAGACAGACUCUAAUGAGACCCUGAAUUCAUCAGGCGCACCAUAAUAAAGCCAAAGCUCUGAAAGGGAAAAGAGACACACUUUGGCUAAUAUAUCCAUUGCCCCAAACCGGCAAAUCAUUCUUGGCUUUUUGGUUUCUGUGUUUGUUACUUGUUCUGUCAAGAGUCCCAUAUUGUGUGGUUUUGCAGUUAUGAAUGUACAUAGAGCGGGUCAUGUUAGGUGUUAGAUGGAGACAAGAGACGGGGAAUAGUAAGUAGGUCUUGGUUUUUUUUAUUCUUAACCUUUUUUCUUAUUUUGCAAAAUUGAAAGAAUACGUUUGUUUAAUCGUUU
Molecule: messenger RNA, 1408 nt
Organism: Capsella rubella
Lineage: Eukaryota; Viridiplantae; Streptophyta; Magnoliopsida; Brassicales; Brassicaceae
Product: nuclear transcription factor Y subunit A-1
Exons: 6
Coding region: 306-1124 (272 amino acids)
Biological process (GO): regulation of transcription by RNA polymerase II
Cellular component (GO): CCAAT-binding factor complex
Molecular function (GO): RNA polymerase II cis-regulatory region sequence-specific DNA binding; DNA-binding transcription factor activity, RNA polymerase II-specific
Source: RefSeq, a predicted model, not a curated record